Molecule: messenger RNA, 2286 nt
Organism: Trichosurus vulpecula (common brushtail)
Lineage: Eukaryota; Metazoa; Chordata; Mammalia; Diprotodontia; Phalangeridae
Gene: LSM4
Product: LSM4 homolog, U6 small nuclear RNA and mRNA degradation associated
Exons: 5
Coding region: 173-592 (139 amino acids)
Biological process (GO): nuclear-transcribed mRNA catabolic process; P-body assembly; mRNA splicing, via spliceosome
Cellular component (GO): P-body; spliceosomal tri-snRNP complex; U6 snRNP
Molecular function (GO): U6 snRNA binding
Source: RefSeq, a predicted model, not a curated record
GGUCAAGGUGUCGAGGGGUCGGGUAGUGACUGGCUGGCGAAGACGUCAGCCCGCCUUGUUCCGUGAGGCGCGGCCUGGAGGGAAUUCUGAGUCCCUUGAGCUACGGCGGCGGCGGCGGCGGAAGUGACCGGAGUACCGCCGGCUCUUUCCCCGCCCCGGCGCGGCCGGCACCAUGCUGCCCUUAUCCUUAUUGAAGACAGCCCAGAAUCACCCCAUGUUGGUAGAACUAAAAAAUGGUGAAACCUACAAUGGGCACCUUGUGAGUUGUGAUAACUGGAUGAACAUCAAUUUGAGAGAGGUCAUCUGUACAUCCAGGGAUGGUGACAAGUUCUGGCGAAUGCCUGAGUGCUACAUCCGAGGCAGCACCAUUAAAUACUUGCGGAUUCCCGAUGAGAUUAUUGACAUGGUAAAAGAAGAGGUGGUGUCCAAGGGCAGGGGCCGAGGUGGCGUGCAGCAGCAGAAGCAGCAGAAGGGGCGCGGUGCAGGUGGAGCUGGCCGGGGUGUGUUUGGAGGUCGAGGCCGAGGAGGGAUUCCUGGCAGUGGAAGAGGACAGCAGGAGAAAAAGCCAGGCCGGCAGGCUGGGAAGCAGUGAAGGAGUGACCAUGGCCUUGGCCUGGCCUUGCCAGAGACUUUGAUGGGAAGACGCCUUUGCUGCUGCCUUGUACUGGCCUCAUGAUUUGGUGUCCUAUUUCUAAUUUUCAGUUAAUGAAUCUGUUUUUAAAAAAAGAAAGUUGGGGGCUGCGCAGGUGUUGGGGAAGAAUCCCAUGAAUCAUGUUUUUUGUAAUCAUUUGAAAUCCUCUUUAGGUAAAGUUAGAGUAGUCAUUGGCUCAUUUCAUAUGGGGGCUUUUUAGUUUCUUUACCUCCUUGGUUCCUGGGGACUUGAUUCCUAGGAAAAGUUCAACCCUAUUUCAUUUGAAAGAUUCUGAACCCUUUUUUUAAGUGUAGCCAAACAUGGUGGUCUUUGUUCCUGUUUUAAGGGUAUUUCAGGCAUUUCCAGAGUGGUUUUCUUGUGCUGCCGUCUGUCUUGUGAUGUUUGCUUUAAGAUUUGGGCAUUUCUGACACAUGGCAGGUUUUUUCCUUCAAAGUUACAAGCCCUGAAACUGUCAGGGAGGUGUUUCCUUUAAAUCUGUUCCCCAACCUUGCUGCUUCUUCUUUUUUUUUUUUUUAAAAACUAAAAAUAGAGGUUGGAACUUGUUUCAGAGAAUAAUUAUUGGAGUUGUUUUCCCUUCUUCUCCCAGCAUUUGUUUUGGGGAAACCACUUUAGUUUGUGUGACUGAAAUAAAAAUAAUAAACCAUAAGCUGAAAAUUAAUAAUUCCUUUCUACAUGCUCAACAGAUAAGCAUGUGAUUUCUUCAUUCUCAGACUGCCAUGGAGCAUAUUCCCACUCUCGCUCCUCAGGAAACCCCACUCCCUAGAAAGAUGGUGGGUUUGAGUAUUGUACUAUUCACUUUCUUUGUGGCACCAGAGCUGUCCCACUGGCAAACCUCUUAUCUCUUGGUUCUCUGACACACGUGUCCCUUUCAGAAGUUAAACUAGUAUACAGAAACACCUGUUACUUUUAAACAUCAAGAUUCUGGGGGUAGAAAUAGAAGAUUUUUAUUUCAAUGGUUUGAAAUUCUAACAUCAUCCUGCGUUUUUUUCAUUUUCGGGGGGGGAAAAUUCUCACCUUCCUUUCCCCUCCUUUCCACUUCUGCAGAGACAUUUUAUGUAUUGAGAUUGUAGCCAAGAUUUUGCUUUGAAAUGAUUCUCUGAAAUGUAUGUGGAGAACCUUCAGAGACAUCUAAAGUGUGGGCACACUUCAGCCCUUUGGAUGUACCUCUUAAAGUAUGUGGCAGGGGAGUUUGUACUGUUUGUAUUUGCUAUCCUGGGUCUCUUACAGUCACUUUCCUAUCCUGGGAAAACCUCGAACUGAAGUUGUAUAGGGAUGCAGCAAGAAAUACUUGAAAAAAUAUUCUCAUUGAGUUUUUCCACACUCCUUUAGAAAUAAGAAACCCAUUUCCUUUAGAAAUAUAGAGAUUGUAUAUUUUGUCUCAAAAAUUUGUCUUGAAAAAUAGAGCCAGAUUUUUGGGGGUAGGUGGGAGGAACGUUACAGGUAACAAGAAGGUUUUAUCUGAGAGACAACUCUCUUUUUUAAAAGAUGAAGAUGAAAAAAACCAUAUCCAGUGUUGUAAGCAAGAAGAAGCAUAGGUUAACGAGGUUUUACAUAUAUGCAUAUUUUCUCGAUGAUGACUUGGUUGAAUCCAUCCUGAAUGGUGAUUGGAAUAAAUGCUAUGUUGACCGAUAGAA